CCCAAACCCACGAAGGCACGGACGGAAAUUAAAAAAGACGCCAGAAGGAAGUCGCCGAGAGAGAGUCGCCGCCGCCUGCCCGCACGCUCCACUGCUCCAGAGUCUAGCCGCUUCCCGCCAGACGCCGCCUCUCCGGAAACACUCCAGCCUCCAGGUCCAGUAGUCCAGGCUAAUCAUUUUGAAGGCAGUCAGAAAAUGGCGCUGGGGCUACUCCUAGGGAUUGGGAGGACAUUCAGGAGAAAGCGCACUGCUUCUCUCCAGAUUCUUACUUCCAAAACUGGUCCAAGGAACUACUACAAGGGCAAGAAUUGCAAGCCAACUGGUUUUCACACUCGCAAAGGUGGGUAUGUCGUAGUUCCUGAAAAGCUUCCGAAUUAUGUGGUUCCAGAUCUAACUGGUUUCAAGCUAAAGCCGUAUGUAUCUCAGUGCGCGACGGGAGACGAAACAACCGAAGCUUAGGAUCAUCAGCUAUUUCCUUAUGGGUUCUUGUGAGACGGAGACCUAUCAAGGGCAUACUUAUUCAAUAACAUGACCUUGCAAUGUUGAAAAGAUUAUUGGGCAAAGUAGCGGAACUAUGUGUACCCAAUUGUGAAGUUCUUUUGAUUCUUAUUGAAAAAGUUCUGAAGUGGUUUCAAUUUCGUUUGAGAGCAGGUUCUUUUAAUUGGUUUUAACUCUGAACCAUAGGAUGGAAUUUU
Molecule: messenger RNA, 695 nt
Organism: Cuscuta campestris
Lineage: Eukaryota; Viridiplantae; Streptophyta; Magnoliopsida; Solanales; Convolvulaceae
Source: the annotation of a GenBank genome assembly